UAUAUCAUCAUUUUUAAAUUUUACAAUAAGGGGACAUUUUUUCCGUUGUUUUUUAAUUUAUUACUCGCAGUAAAAAUAGUUCUUGGCAGUACUUACUUAAGAUUGUGAAUGACGCCAUAGUUGUUGACACAUCCUGGUCUCUGGAAACAAAACAAACCGGUUGAUUUAAUAAGUGACAACCCUGUUGGAGUUUCCAUUGCUUCUAGCAGGAGAAAUUCCCUGUUGCAUAAUUUUUUUUUGGGAUUUCUGCUUGAAAGCUCUCUUGCAAUAAUAUCUUUCAAUUUGGUGUAUGGAUUCACCUGAAGAAGAUGAAAACAGUCUUCAGUGCGAUUCUCCAGAUGAAUGUGAAAGGACAGUGGUCGAUGCUGAAGUUCAGUUAGAACCGAAGGAUCUUGAGACUGUCUUUGAUAAUAACAGUUUUACCAACCUUCAAAUGAAAAUGCCCAUUGCAGUACAGAAUUGUGUCCCCACUGCAUUACAAGAACUUGUUGUCAUUACUAAUACGGGAGCUGGUUUCCUAAAUGAACACAAACUUCCCAUCAAUGCAGCUGCCUUCAAUCAUCCAUCAGACGGAAGUGAAGGUCUUGCCAAACGUAUUUGCAUUGAACAAGAUGGGCAAACUUUUAUUUUAGCAUUACAAGAUGGACUUGAAGGUUUCUCUAGUAUUGUAGAAGUUCCUCCUAAAGGUUUUCCAACUUUAGAUCCCUCCCAGUUGCUGAGUUUGCAAGAGUCAAGCAGUUUAGCCACAAGAGAAGGAAUAAACCAAAGCUGGUUUACUAGCAGAGAAGAAAAGACAACUCUCCACAAUAAGGGUCACCUUUGGAAGCAAGGAAUGUGGUCUAAAGAAGAAAUAGAACUACUAGAAAGCAAUAUACAGCUCUAUUGUAAGGAGCAUGAUAUUACAAAUCCUGCUACAAUUGUGUUUGAGAUGUCCAAGGAUGAAAGAAAAGAUUUUUAUCGAACUGUAGCCAAAGGUUUAAAUAGGCCUCUGUUCUCCGUCUAUAGAAGGGUGAUCAGAAUGUAUGAUAACAAAAACCAUGUUGGAAAAUACACUUCUGAAGAACUGGCCAAGCUUAAGAAGCUUCGGUCUGUUUACGGAAAUGACUGGCAAGCAAUCGGCGCUGCAAUGGGAAGAAGUGCAUCCUCUAUUAAAGAUCGCUGCCGACUCAUGAAAGAUAACUGUAAUCAAGGAAAAUGGUUGCCUGCCGAAGAACGGAGGUUGGCCGAGGCCGUGUACGACUUGACGAAUGCUCUUCCCGGUGAAAUGAUAUCGAGCGGUUUGUCUUGGGCUGUUGUAGCUGAGCGUGUAGGAACUCGUUCUGAAAAACAGUGCAGAACUAAAUGGUUGAAUUACCUGAACUGGAAGGUGGCUGGAGGAACCGAGUGGACCCGUGAUGAUGAUGUCACUUUAAUUUGCAGGGUGUAUGCUCUGAGUGCCUCAGAUGAAAAUCAGGUAGAUUGGAAUGAGCUUUCUAAAGACUGGAUGAGUGUGAGGUCACCACAAUGGUUGCGUGGGAAGUGGUGGAGCCUUAAAAGACAUGUGCCAAAUUCAAACACUGUAUCGUUUCAAGAGGUAUGUGAGUACUUAUAUCAACAUUUUGUCCUGAGAAUCAAAGUAAAGGAGGAAGAAGUACCCAACACAGCUGUUAUAAGCACUUCACUUCUACCAACUAAUCUGGCUCAAGCAAUAUUUACACGUCCAAAGCCGGCUAUUCUACAGUCGCCUCCUCCGCCCAUUGUCGUCACUGCAUCUCCUGCUCAAGGUUCUUCCCCCGUGGUGACAUUAACUAAUGCUGCCCCUUGUACUGUAGACAUGACAUCUGCUGUCCCAGUGCUUCAGGCCCUCGAAGUGAUCCCUCAAAACAUAAUCACAACGAAUCUUCUCUUGACUGCUCCUCCUCUUCCCCUUCCUCCCAACCAGAUCAUCAUUCAAACCAUGGUGCCGGAAGGACAAGAAGAUUCAUCUCCUCAUGUGAUGAUCAACACUCAGACGUCUCUUGCGUCCACUCAGAUACCUUCUGCUCCACCCUCCCCCUCUACAGUAUUAGAUGACGAAAGAUCUCCCCUCAUGGAAGCAUCUUUUGAAACUCAGACUCUGAAUGAAAAUGACAACAUGAAUCAAGAUUCAGACAUUGAAAAUGUGAAUCAUAUUGUUGGUGAUGACACUCACCUCAUUUCCUCAGAUCCUAUGUUAGCAGCAGGUUCUGGAACAGGAAAUUCUGAUAUGGAAUCUGAAAAGAUGCAUUCUCUGGAAGUUCAUCACCUCACUCACAGUUAAUUAUAAUAAUCAAUAAAAGUUAUUUGAUAGUUUAA
This is a messenger RNA of Parasteatoda tepidariorum (common house spider), 2313 nucleotides long. RefSeq lists its product as uncharacterized. Gene Ontology annotation, biological process: regulation of transcription by RNA polymerase II. Gene Ontology annotation, cellular component: nucleus. Lineage: Eukaryota; Metazoa; Arthropoda; Arachnida; Araneae; Theridiidae. The record is from RefSeq and is a predicted model, not a curated record. Gene Ontology annotation, molecular function: RNA polymerase II cis-regulatory region sequence-specific DNA binding; DNA-binding transcription factor activity, RNA polymerase II-specific.